This is a messenger RNA of Sinocyclocheilus grahami, 3061 nucleotides long. Its product is annotated as ectonucleotide pyrophosphatase/phosphodiesterase family member 2-like. Bases 116 to 2125 code for a protein of 669 amino acids. The record is from RefSeq and is a predicted model, not a curated record. Gene Ontology annotation, biological process: phosphatidylcholine catabolic process. NCBI's taxonomy places the organism in Eukaryota, Metazoa, Chordata, Actinopteri, Cypriniformes, Cyprinidae. Gene Ontology annotation, molecular function: calcium ion binding; phosphodiesterase I activity; zinc ion binding. The transcript is spliced from 21 exons.
CGACAGCUCCUGGCUGGAGGGGGAGUGUGAGGAGAUUCAGAGUCCAGAAUGCCCUGCAGGGUUUGUCCGUCCUCCUCUCAUCAUCCUGUCUCUGGACGGCUUCCGCUCCUCUUACAUGAAGAAAGGGAAGAGUGUCUUACCCAACCUCCACAAACUGAGAUCGUGUGGAACCCACGCCCCUCAUAUGAGGCCCAUGUACCCGUCCAAAACCUUCCCCAACCUCUACACGCUGGCCACGGGUUUGUAUCCCGAGUCUCACGGGAUCGUGUGUAACUCCAUGUACGACCCCGAGUUCAAAGCUCAUUUCAGACUGAGAGGACGAGAGAAGCUCAAUCACCGCUGGUGGGGUGGGCAGCCCAUUUGGAUCACAGCAGAGAAGCAGGGCGUGAAGGCUGGGACGUUCUUCUGGCCCUGGGUGAUUCCUCUGGAGCGGAGGAUCCUCACUAUCCUGCAGUGGCUGCACCUGCCUGAUGACGAGAGGCCGUAUGUCUACGCUGUUCACUCAGAGCAGCCGGAUACAUACGGACAUAUCCUGGGUCCACUGAGCAAUGAGCUGGAUAACACUCUCAGGAAGAUCGAUAACAUCAUCGGUCAUCUGAUGAACGGCCUGAAACAGAUGAACCUCCAUCGCUGUGUGAACGUUAUCCUAGUGGGCGAUCACGGGAUGGAGGAGUCUCACUGUGAACGAACAGAGUAUUUGAGCUCUUAUGGACUGGAUGUUGACGCUAUCACACUGAUCCCAGGAUCCUCUGGAAGAAUCGGCCCCAAAAACGCCAACACAUCAUAUGAUCCAAAGGAGAUUGUAUCUAAUUUAACAUGUAAGAUGCCCAAUCAGCACUUCAAGCCAUACCUGAAGCAGCACCUGCCCAAACGCCUGCAUUACGCCAACAACAAACGCAUCGAGGACGUGCACCUGCUCAUGGACAGGAAGUGGCACGUGGCCAUAUCUCCGGCUACCUGCGGCUUCUUUGGAGAUCAUGGCUUUGACAACAAGAUCAGCAGCAUGCAGACGAUCUUUCUGGGAUUUGGACCGAGCUUCAAUUUCAAGACAGAAGUGCAUGUUUUUGAGAACAUUGAGCUGUAUAAUGUCAUGUGUGAUCUGCUGGGUUUGACUCCGGCUCCUAAUAACGGGACUCACGGCAGUCUAAACAGUGUCUUGAGGAGCCCCCCCUACACCCCCACACAGCCAGAGGAAGUGACAUCACCCACGCCUUUAGCCCCGCCCUCUGAGGUGACCCAUGACCUGGGCUGUAACUGUGACGAUGAGAACAACAUUGAAGAAAGUUCCCAGAGAUUUCCUUCCGCUGCCGACGGACUGUUGAACAACGUCACACACCUGCCGUUCGGCCGUCCAGCCGUUCUCUUCCAGACGUCUUACACACAGCUGUGUCACUCGGAUUACUGCAGCGGAUACAGUCACGUCAUCAACAUGCCACUGUGGAGCGCGUUCACUCUCACAGCACAGGUGGAGGUUCCAGCCGUGUCGUCCAGCGAGUGUGUGAGAGCAGACCCUCGACUCGAUCACACACACACAUGUAACUCGUACAGCCAGGAGCCAGACGUCACACACGCUUUCCUCUACCCACCGGAUUUCUCCAUUACGGCUGAAUCCAGAUAUGAGGCUUCACUCAUCACAAACACCGUUCCCAUGUAUCCCGCUUUCAAGAGGGUGUGGAGUUUCCUGCAGAGGGAUGUCCUCAGGAGAUACACUCAAGAGAAUAAUGGCAUAAAUGUGAUCAUGGGACCCAUAUUUGACCACGACCACGAUGGACUGAGAGACACAGAAGAGAAGAUCAAAGAGCACACACUGGGCUCCGUCUUCAUCCCCACUCACUUCUACAGCAUCAUCAGCAGCUGCGAGAAACUCAACGAGACGCUGGACGAGUGUGAUGGAGAUCUGAGAGUUACCUGCUUCAUCCUGCCACACAGACCAGACAACAGAGAGAGCUGCAACAGUCGGGAGGACGAGUCUCGCUGGGUGGAGGAUCUGCUGAAGUUACACACGGCUCGAGUGCGAGACGUGGAGCUGCUCACGGGCCUGGACUUCUACCGCUCCGCCGCGCUGCCCUACACGCGUGUGCUGGCGCUCAAAACACGCAUGCGCACCUUUGAGGACGACGUGUAACACUUACCGCACCCGACACUUCCACUGUAUAGUUUUAUACACUGUGUCAUAUUUAUUAUUCACCUUCAAGCUAAUAAUGAAACUGUCUCACAGCUCACAACAAACAACCGCAGUCCAUGACACACCAUGUUCACACCAUGACACAAUUACCGCAAUUACCAGACUCACACAGAGAAAUGCACUCACAUCCUUGAAAAACUCGUAAACGGUUUUAUUUGUACACUCACACUUGUGCAACGUCAUGAAAAAAACAUUUAAAAUUGCAGCAGCUUGAGCAGUAGAACGUAGUUUUUUUGGGGGGGGUUUGUAUAAUGAUUCCUAUAAUUGUCUAUUGAUAAUGUCAUAAUGCAAGAUUAAUCUAAAAACUAAACCGAGGAACAUACAAUAGUUUAAUAUUAGUCGCUAUACUACAGAGCCAAAUAAACGAUACAUUUGAUAAUAAUGCAUUUGCAGAACGACUCUGUAACAUUAAAGUUGCAUUUGUUAAUAUUAGUAAACUACAUUAGCUAAUAUGAACUAGCGCUGAAAAAUACUUCCAAAGCAUCUAUUAAUCUCAUACUGCAAAAUAUGAUUUUCUUCCUGCAUAUUGUUUUUGUUUUCCAAUACAAAUAUCUUAACAUUUAUCAAAUAAGAUGCAUUUUCAAUGCAUAAGAUGCAAGUCUUAAACUCAAAUUUUUAGUUUUAAGAUUAAAAAUUGUGAUCGUUUCAAUUGUGAUUUCUUUAAAAAAACAAAUGCAGGACUUAAUAUAUUAAGUCUCCAGUAAAUGUGUCUUGAUUUAAGGAUGUUUAGAUAUUUGGCCUGGAAAACAAGACAGAAACACAGAGGAAGAACGUCUUUUUUGCAGUGUAGUUAUUAUUAACUUUGACAUUUCCGAAUGCAUUAUAAAAAUCAUAAGUUUUAUUGUUAAUAUUAUUUAAUGGAGCUGAGCUAACAUG